UUGUGUUGCUUUGACGUUAAGUCAGUUAGUCUUUGGGACGCAGUUGGAUUGUGAGCAUCAAUUUGGACACCAGAGAAUAUCUUGUUGAAGAAGUAGCGAAAAAGUUUCACAUCCGUAAUUGGUGAAACAUGUUGAGCGGUGAAACGGCUGACACAAAUGGCAAGAAAAAUGGUUUAAAUCGUUAUGCUAUUGGAGAAGAAGGAAUUAAAUAUGGAUGGUUAUCUUUUCGUCCUCCUAAUUUCAAAAUGCUUUUAAAUCCAAUGACGUGUCGGAUUGUUUUGACAAUGUGCGUGUCUUAUGCUGUAAUGAUACAACAUAUGUUGCCGGCUGUGCAACUCACAUUAAAACGACGUUUUCAUCUUUCUGAUAAAGACAUUAAUGGUCUUAACAUUGCUCAAGGCGUUUCUCUCGUGACUGCCGUCAUUCUUUUUGGCUUUUUCGGCAAUUUUCGAGCAAAAAAGAUUCAUUGUAUUGCCAGUGGUCUAGUAGUUACAGGUUUGGGUGCAAUAUUCUUUGCAGUUCCACACUUUCAAACAUCUGACUAUGCACCAUUUAAUGGGACAAAGAGCUUUUAUACGAAUCUUGGCCUUUGUCGCAUUACACCAGGACCACCUGCACAAUGUUUAAUCAAGAGUGUUGAAUCAUCACAUAUGGGAAUGUUUGUGUUUGGUCAAAUAUUGAUUGGAGCAGGUCUUGCACCUCUUUACUCUCUUGCACCAUCUUAUAUUGAUGAAAACACUACACCAAAAUCGAUGCCAUUUGCCAUGACAUUAUGGUAUGUUUUACUGGCGUUGGGUCCCCUUUCUGGUUUGUCUGGAGGUGGAAUAUUUCAGGCUAACAUUUAUAUUGAUAUACAUCAGCCAAAGCUCGUUUAUCCAAUGGAUAACAAAGAUCCCCGCUGGCUUGGUGCUUGGUGGCUCGGAUACUUGGUAUGUGGCCUUCUUACCAUGUGGUUUGCUGUCAUAGUCGCUGGUUUUCCUCCUUAUUUACCAGGCUCCCGCAAUACAAGAGAUGAACAUAUCCUUAAAGGGAACAUUCAAGCCAAAGACGAUAAGAUAACGAUGUCUCCUUUUGGUUUACUAUAUUCUACAAUAACUUUAUUCAAGAAUAAAACAUUCCUUUUCAAUACAUUGGCCAAUCUGUGCAUUGUCUUCUUCAUGUACGCCAUUGGACCAUUUAUGGUUCAAGUUGUGACAAUAAAAUAUGGUGCUGAUCCUUUAUCGAUAGCAAUGCCUGUCACAUUUGCUUCUUUUUUUGGUAUCAUAGCUGGUGUUGUUGGUGGUGGUUUACUGACAUAUCGUAUUUCUUUAAAAAAACUUGUUAAAGGAGCCGCAUUUCUUUGUCUUAUAUUACAAACAGUUGCAAUUCUCGCUCCAUUAUUGUUUGUCAUUCCUGGCUGUAAUGAAAGUAACAUAGCUGGUGUAACUAAAGAAUAUCCUGCGAUUGGAGGUAGAGCCAUGCCAAUGAUGGGUGAAAAUGGUUCAAGUGAAAUAACAUCAGUUUGUAAUGUACAAUGUAAUUGCUCAACGUUCUUCAGUCAGCCUGUAUGCGGUUCAAAUAAUGUCGCUUAUUUUGAUCCUUGUCAUGCUGGUUGUAAAGUUAGGAUAGACGACACUGAUGACUACACCAAUUGUACAUGCGUACCCCCUGGUCCAGGACAGAAAUAUGGAACAGCAAAGAAAGGAUUCUGUGAUCGGGGUUGUGCAAGCUGGAAGCUUUUCGUCUUUCUAUUAUUCGUAGCUGUAGCAUUGUUUACAGCAAAUAUUGUUCCAAGCAAGGUCGUAAUACUGAGAUGUGUUAAAGAUAAUCAGAGAUCGUACGGUCUAGCUGUGCAACAGUUUCUUUUCAUUCUUUUUGGCUUUAUUCCUACUCAUCUUGUUAAAUACAUCAUUGAUCGAGACUGUCAUAUAUGGCAAACGGACUCUUGUGGACGCAAGGGAUUUGUUGGGAUUACCAUACCAACUCUAUGAGCAAGAGCAUGACAAUAUUUGGUCUUGUAAUUUCAACUCUAGCCACAGUGUUUUUCUUCCUUUCUUGGUAUCUCCAAAAUGAAAAAGCAAAGAAAUCUGAUAUAUUGCUGAGUGGAAUGGUCGCACAGCCUGAGGAUGUAAGUGACGACCAGGUCACCCCGAUGUGACGUCACUUCAUACGCAGAACAUUACGUAAUUCACGCUGUGGAAAUAUAUCAACUUAUUAGAAAAUUUCUUUAUCAGUCGUUACGGAGUAUUCAUUCAAUAAAAUGAAUCAUACGGGUUUUUUAA
Molecule: messenger RNA, 2261 nt
Organism: Xenia sp. Carnegie-2017
Lineage: Eukaryota; Metazoa; Cnidaria; Anthozoa; Malacalcyonacea; Xeniidae
Product: solute carrier organic anion transporter family member 4A1-like
Exons: 11
Coding region: 129-1970 (613 amino acids)
Biological process (GO): transmembrane transport
Cellular component (GO): membrane
Molecular function (GO): protein binding
Source: RefSeq, a predicted model, not a curated record